AGGCAGCAGGCUACAACAGCUAUCCGGAGAAUGAGAGCACACGCGCACACGUUGCAGUGAAAACAUUUUGAAGACACACAUAGUUUAGUUUUGAAUUUGCGAGGGAAAAAAAAACUCAAGGGAGCUAGCAAGUGAGAGAGAGAGAAGUAAGGGGUGUGCCGUAGCAAUUUAGUUCCUCAAGGAAGUACAAGUGAGCAUUAUCUUGAGACAGUGGUGGUGAGCGCUGACAGACGAGCAGCAGGAGGGUUCAACUUUGGAGUUUUAUGUACUUGCUAAAGAAAAUGAAGAAAGCGUAAAAAGUCAACCGUGCCUGCGUACGGAUUUAGAGAUAUCUGAACGAAAAGGAGGGAGGGGGACUUAUCUGAACAGGGCACCAUGGAAACGUUCAGCUCCAAGGACAUGGCCAUGAGGGCUCAGAAGAAGAUCCUGAGCAGCAUGGCCACCAAGAGCUCAGUGCAGAUGUUCAUAGAUGACACCACCAGUGAGAUCUUGGAUGAGCUGUACCGCGUGUCCAAGGAGUACUCCGGGAACAAGUCGGAGGCGCAGAAAGUGGUGAAGGACCUCAUCAAGAUCGCUGUGAAGAUCGGAGUCCUGUUCCGCAACAAUCGCUUCACACCAGAGGAGCUGGCCAUCGCUCAGGAGUUCAAGAGGAAGCUGCACACAGGAGCCAUGACGGCUAUCAGCUUCUAUGAGGUGGACUUCACGUUCGACCAUGCGGUGAUGACGGAGCUCCUGAACAGCUGCCGAGACCUGCUCCUGAAGCUGGUGAACACUCACCUCACGCCAAAGUCCCAUGGCCGCAUCAACCAUGUCUUCAACCACUACUCCGACCCCCAACUGCUCAGUAAACUCUAUGAGCCCAGCGGAGCCUUCAGACCACACCUCACCAAGAUCUGCAAAGGACUCAACAAGCUGGUGGAGGACGGGACAAUAUGACCCGCUACAAACACGGUCGUAGGAAUAAUAAUGGUCGGUUUUACACUGGGAGAAACCUCUGGAAAGUCUCACCGCUACUGAGAAAUCACUGGGGCUGGAAAUGGCAAGACAUGGGAUUGACCAAAUUAAUGUUUUGAGGUGAAACGUUCUAUUGAUAUUUUGCCUUAGACCAAAGGACUAAACUUGAACAUUUUGGUUCAUAGAUUAUAUGUUGUAUGAAUUUAUUUUUUGUCAUAACUACUGAUUUUUUUGGAAACCAUCAAAGCACAGACAUAACAGCAGUGAUUUUAUGGUAAUACAGCACUGCCAUCUGGUGGAGAUGUGUCAGAAUGGAACAUAAAAUGCAAUGGCAAUGGUUGAGAAGUACAUUUCUAUGAGUGAGGUAAAUAAGACAACACAAGUCAGUACUGUGUUAGUUAUUUCCAAAGCACAUACAUAUAUCUCUAUCAAUAUAACAAAGCAUCUGUGACACAAAUAUAUGUGUGUCCAUGGUUUUAAAAUAAGAGGAUUUUGGUCUAAAUAAGGACUACAUUAUAUACAGUACUACAAUAACAGCGGCCAUUUCACAGUGGCUCACCUCAUGUAGCCAUAUUAGCAUAAUUUAAAAGAGAGAUACAAGUAACUGAGUGGCUCUGACAGAAAAUGUUGUAUCUAAUAUAUAUUUUAAUGAGGAAGAGUUUGCAGUUGUGCUCAAAAGGGACAAAAGCUCAUAUGUGUAUUUAAAAUGGCAUUUCUCUAGCUGUAAUUUUCUUUUUAACUCAAGAAAAAAUGUGAUAGCAAUACUUUGUUUUAAUAGAGUAAAUACAUAAAAUGAUGUCAAAAUGUUGCGUAUCAAAUCCAGAAUAAUAAUGUCCAGUCCAUGUCCUCCACUGUGUCUCAAUCCCAAGCCAAAUGUGAUUGUGCAAUCAGAUUUGCUUUUUUUUUUUUUUUUUCCAGUGACACAUGUGAAACGAAGGAGCACAUUGGUCACAUAUGAUUUACAAAUAAUAUCAAAUUUAUCUCAUCUCAGAUUAAUAGAGUUUAAUGCUUAGCUCAUUAAUUUAGCAGAAAUUUGCAAUGUUUUUCAGUCCCCUGUGAUAUUUUAUUUCCUUUAUUUUUUUUCAAUAUGUAUGUACCAUGCGUGUCCCAGACUGGCUAAUCCACCUGUCAAUCACGCCCAUCUGAAAAUGGGGAGAUUCACUGGUGACCAGUCUCACAUCUUCAUAAAGUAUUGAAGAGGUGUGUAUUCCGGAUCCCAGACAAAGCAAAAUGUGUAAUUAAGGCAGAAUUAGACAAGGACAAUUUGGUCUCUAUGGGCUUUCCACUCGGACUGUUGAAUUUGAGGUACAUAUGACAUAUGUUGUCCAAGGUUACAGUAGCCUGCCCCAUAGCAAUAGCAGAGGAGUACAACCCAUUGAGUUAUCGCUCCUUACAUCUUGACUAAAAUGUGCAUUGCUAUAUUGGUGAAAUAAUUUUUGUCAUCUAAUUAGACACUUUUAUCUGCUUUGAAUACUUUUGCCUGUUACACUUACAGCCAUUGAACUCAAAAUUGAAACUGUGUGGUAGUUACACUGUAUUUUUCACUUUCACUAACUAGUUUAUUUUUAACAUUCUCUUUUUUAUGUUCACUUCCACCUCUGCUGGUCUGACUUCUGCACAACUUCCUUCCCCUUAAUGCUGAAAAUCAUCUCCCUCUAGUGGCCGCUGUCAGUAUAUAUGGUCCUGCCAUUACUUACAGCAAUUGUGAAUGUGUUUACUGUUUUCUGUUAUUCAAAUAUGCUAUGUGUGAUAGUAUGGUGUUACCCGAACAAGCCAAAUAACAAAAAAAAAGUUUUCAGAUAUUUUUUUAAUAAAUAUUCUAUGCAAAACUAAAACAGCCCAGUACAACAAUAAAAUCUGCUGUGAAAAUAUG
This is a messenger RNA of Periophthalmus magnuspinnatus, 2827 nucleotides long. It is a transcript of the gene tnfaip8l2b, whose product is annotated as tumor necrosis factor, alpha-induced protein 8-like 2b. Lineage: Eukaryota; Metazoa; Chordata; Actinopteri; Gobiiformes; Gobiidae. The transcript is spliced from 3 exons. The coding region runs from base 376 to 936 and encodes 186 amino acids. The record is from RefSeq and is a predicted model, not a curated record. Gene Ontology annotation, cellular component: cytoplasm. Gene Ontology annotation, biological process: regulation of apoptotic process.